CACGGACAGCGCGCGGCGGGGCACACAGCGGGGACGCAUGGGAGGCGGUGUGGCGGCACGGGCGCCGGUGGCUGCGCCGGGAGGCAGCGUGGGCGUCUCUCUCAUCUCUCGUCUCUGCGUCCCCGUUCACGACCAGCGCGACCAGCUGCACGCCUCUCCUUCGCCCACAUUCCCUUCAGCAGCCAUGUUCUCGCGCUCCCUCGUCGCGUCCCUCGCAGCCCUCGUCCUCGCAAACGCCGCCUCCGCCCAGUCGUGCGCGCGCACCUACACCGUCAAGGCGGGCGACAUCUGUGACAGCAUCUCCGCUGCCCAGAACGUCUCCACCUACCAGCUGGCGACCGUCAACCCCGAUAUCGACACUCGCUGUGACGACCUCACCCCCGGCGAGCAGCUCUGCCUCGGCUACGUCGGCUCCGACUGCACCACCACCCAUGUCGUCACCGCCGACGAGUCCUGCGACGGCCUCGCCGCUCUCUACACCAUGAACACCACCGUUCUCAUGGACAACAACCCCCAGAUCGACGCCGACUGCGCCAACAUGUACACCGGCGAGGUCCUCUGUGUCGCCACGGGCGCCCUCACCGUCCCCUCCGCGACCGCAGCCGCGUCCUCCGCAGCCGCCUCCGCAACCGACACCGGCGACGACGACGACGGCGACAUCCCCUUCUGCGACGAGCUCUAGGCGGCAGCAGGAUCCCCCGCACGGUGCCCACACCACGGAGGAACCUGCUGGCCGCGUUUCGUCUCGUCGCUCGUCGCUGGGCCCGUGUCGCGUUUCGCACUGCACCGCCCCCCACAUCAUACCAUACACCGCUCGUUUAGCUGACCCCCUUGUCCUUCUACACCGUGUUCCGCAUACUGUCUGUCGCAUCCUGUCGCAAGCGCUAGGAUACCGCGCUGACCCGUACCCCGUACUACCCUCUUGCUGUAUACCCGACACGAUACGUAUGCUAGUCUGCGCGCCGUCCGGGUUCUAUCGACUUGAAUUGAUUUCAACUCGCCGGUUCCGUACUCAAUAUUCAAUAAUCACCUUUGUUCCAUGUUA
Molecule: messenger RNA, 1045 nt
Organism: Fomitopsis serialis
Lineage: Eukaryota; Fungi; Basidiomycota; Agaricomycetes; Polyporales; Fomitopsidaceae
Exons: 5
Coding region: 38-682 (214 amino acids)
Source: RefSeq, a predicted model, not a curated record